Benincasa hispida (wax gourd) is the source of this 3300-nucleotide messenger RNA. Lineage: Eukaryota; Viridiplantae; Streptophyta; Magnoliopsida; Cucurbitales; Cucurbitaceae. The record is from RefSeq and is a predicted model, not a curated record.
AAAAUUCCGAAUACAUCAAAUUCCUAAACUUUCACACUGUUAUAUGAUUUCCCAUCAUUUUCCCUUCACCAUCGCGCCUCUUUCCUUUCCCUUAACUUUCAGUAUCGUUUAGCAACCAAAAACAUCGAUUACCCAUCUUCCAGAUUUCCUCCGCCGACUUCACUUUCUGGGGUUUUCUCCUUUUUCACCAUUAUUAACAACCAAAAGUUUUCAAUUCCUGUGUUUGACUUCAAAUCCUUUCGAUUCAAUUGCGUCUUUCUUUGCCAUUUGGUCGGUUUGUUCUCUUUUUUUGUUCAUAUCAGCAAAUUUAGGAAGUGGGUUUCGACUUGAUUGAUCUAUUGGUGCCUCUUUAGAAUGAUCUGGAGGUUUCUCUAGUUUUCUCUUUUUGUUGUUGCAGAUUAUGGAAGUUUUGUGUGGUAAACCUAAGAUCAGCGUUUUGAUGCGAAGGGUUUUGAAGGAAGGAAGUAGAGAGAUUAAGGAACCUAGAAAUCACGGGAAGAUAAAGUAAGCUUUUCAAUAUUCUGCUUUUGUAAUUGAUACGUUUAUAUAAUUCACCUUGGUAGUUAAUAAUCUGCAAUCAGCUUUAUGUCUCAAAAGGGGACAAUUGGUUCUUGAACUUAAGGCACAUGAACUUCUCUCUCUCUCUCUUUUCCUCCUUUACCUGAAAUAUUCUUAAUGGAUUUUUGCAGACAAUAAUUUUAUUCUCAGUAAACUACUUGAGGUCGGUGGUUGUCGACCAUAAAGUUUUGUCGGUAGAGUUUCUCGAGAUGGAACUCAGACAGUGUACAACUAGUGUUCUUGAAGCAUUGAUGGGCUUUGAUGAGCGGCAACCUCAGCAUCAUGCUCCAAGGCAUUCUGAAGUUCUUUCUGAUGAUUACUUACAAAGGGUUGCAUCCAUUGGAAUCUCAAAGAAGAAAUACCCCUCCAGAUGUCAUCCAUUUAGGAUGACAGUUGAAGAGCCAACAGAACUCUUCAAUUCUUUCAAAGUAGAAAAUAACUUUAGCCGCUGCAACGAGUUAUGGGAAUGGGAGAAGGCGGAUUCUAGUUUAUCAGCAGGAUGUAUGCCACUUACAAGACACACCAUCAUGACUGAAAAGCACUUUUCAACAGGUAAGGUGAUACAGACUUCAAAGGAUUUUCAAAAUUUACCAGAGGUUCUUGAUUCUAUGGACAUCUCACCAAGACCUACAAGAGGAAAAAAUUCUAUAUUCAACCAGGCCAAAAAUGGACCAAGUGUUUCAAAAGAACAUUAUAGUUCGACAGAAAGAAAUAAUGAUGCAGGCACUAAAUUGAAGGACAGGAAACUAGGGCAGACACACUCGUCAGAGGAUCUAGAUUUUUUGAAGUCUUCAAGACCUUUGUUAGAGUGGAGAGAUAAGCUAUGUUUUUCUUCCUCUUCACCAACUUCUUUGAGAGGCUCACAUUUAGUUAAUGAUAAAUGCAAAGAUUGUCUUAGUUCUCAAAAUGGAAAGAAUAUUGCUCAAAAUGGAAAGAAUAUUGCUAAAGAAAAUCAAAGGACUAUGGAGUAUGCACUACAGCCCAUCAAGCAAUCAUCUCAAGUUUCAAGUAUUCUGGAUGAAAGUAGGAGAACAACGAGGCACGGUUUUGUUAAUUUGCAUUUGAAGAACUCAAGAUUAGGAACCAUAUAUGACGAUGUGUGCAGAAAUGAAACCAAGUACAGAAGGAAUUCUUCCCCCAGUUUAUCUAAUUGGACAGCGAAAUACAAGCAUUCCUGCUUCUUUUCAGUUGAGUCAUACAAGGCCAGAGAAUCCAGGGAGAAAGUCACAGAAGAACAAAGGAAGACUGAGAACUUGUUGCCAUCUACACAGGGUAGGCAAAUGAAUGAAAUGCCUACAUUGCCUCAUUUUGCAUCGUUGCCCAGUGAUUUGAAUUGCAAACCUGUCAAGUUUGAUUUCCAGAAGCAUGUUUGUUCAAAUAAGGAACAUUUUCAUUCUGGUAGUCCCCUGUGCUUGAGCUGGAAGGUUAAGAGACUAGAUCAGCUCUGUAAAAACUCCCAUAGAUUGAGAUUUGAUUCUACUUCUGCAGUGACUACAAGAUCUAGAACCAGAAGCAGAUACGAGGCCCUUCGUAAUACAUGGUUCUUAAAGCAUGAAGGUCCUGGUGCUUGGCUACAAUGCAAGCCAUCAAAUAGAAGUUCCAAUAAAAAGGAUGCUUCAGAACCUAGCUUGAAAUUAAGCUCUAAGAAAUUGAAGAUUUUUCCUUGCCCUGAUUCAGCAAGUGAUCAUGUUGACAAUGAUGACUGUAUGGUUGGUGAUGAUCUGAAGACCAAAGUUGAGAAGAAAGACCAUUGUGAUCAGCAUUCUUUAAACUGUCUAUCACCAAGGAGUAAAGGUGUUUUCUGCACACAAAACAUUCCCGUCAAACAAGGAAAUCAAGCUACUUCUAUUCAACAGGAAGGUCUCCCCUUUGAACACUAUCCUAGCAAAGAGCAAGAUUCUAUUGUGAGUUUGGAGGAGGCUUUUCAACCUAGUCCAGUUUCAGUCCUUGAACCACUUUUUAAAGACGAAACAUUAUUCAGUUCUGAAUCCCCAGGCAUUAACGGUAGAGAUUUAAUGAUGCAACUUGAACUUCUGAUGUCGGACUCCCCGGGAACUAACUCAGAAGGACAUGAUUUAUUUGUAUCAAGUGAUGAUGAUGGUGGAGAAGGAUCUAUAUGCAGUUCUAAUGAAAUUGAUGACAUUAUGAGCACAUUCAAAUUCAAAGAUAGUAGAGAUUUUUCAUACCUUGUUGAUGUAUUGAGCGAGGCGAGCUUACAUUGUAAAAGCCUGGAGACGGGUUCUGUUUCAUGUCACAAUCAGGAACAUCAAGUGAUCAGCCCUGCAGUCUUCGAGACCUUAGAGAAGAAGUUUGGGGAACAAAAUUCUUGGAGGAGAUCAGAAAGAAAGCUUCUCUUUGACAGGAUAAAUUCUGGGUUAGUAGAACUCUUUCAAUCUUUUGAUGGUGUGCCGGAAUGGGCAAAGCCUGUAUCGAGAAGAUUUCGGCCAUUGCUUAACCACGAAAUGAUCGAGGAAGAACUAUGGAUCCUGUUGGAUAGCCAAGAAAGGGAAGUGAAUAAGGAUUUAGUAGAUAAGCAAUUUGGAAAGGAGAUUGGAUGGAUAGAUCUUGGAGAUGAGAUUGAUUCUAUUUGUAGAGAACUGGAGAGAUUGUUGGUCAAUGAGCUUGUUGCUGAGUUUGGUAGCAUUGAAUUAUUUUGAGUGGUAUGAUUUAUAGCAGUCAUGGAUAAACAUUAGCAUACAAAAACAUAGAGAUCUGCUAUCUUUCUUUUUUUUUUUCUUUAUU